Messenger RNA from Pomacea canaliculata, 1728 nucleotides. Its product is annotated as cholecystokinin receptor type A-like. The record is from RefSeq and is a predicted model, not a curated record. Gene Ontology annotation, cellular component: plasma membrane. Gene Ontology annotation, biological process: G protein-coupled receptor signaling pathway. Gene Ontology annotation, molecular function: G protein-coupled receptor activity. NCBI's taxonomy places the organism in Eukaryota, Metazoa, Mollusca, Gastropoda, Architaenioglossa, Ampullariidae. The transcript has a single exon. Bases 716 to 1612 code for a protein of 298 amino acids.
UACAUGGACUCACGAAUGGGUGUCGUGAUGUAGGGAAACAUCUGUGCGUACGAUUGUGCGUUUGUUCGUGCGUAUGUCCGUGAGUUAUCCGCGAAUGCGCGUGCAUGUGGGACAGCACUUGAGAGGUGUAGACCGGCGUGUAUCUGUUAGUAAGUAUGUUUGUGUGCACGUAUGGCUGCAUGUCUAUCGUACCCCAGUACAAGACCUUUCAUUUGGCUAUUUUAGUUUUUUUGGAAGGUGCCGAAUUUUCUGUGCUCUUCCGCUCUGACUAUGUCAUUGAGUGGACAGGUUUCAACGUGUCCUAUAAAGUAAUUACAGGUACGUAAUUAACCAUCUAUAGUUUUUUUGCAUUUAUUCCCCAUGGUAUGCUAUAGAGGAACCCUAGCUAUAUACCUUAGACGAAUUCUAGCUACAUCUCAAACAUGGUAUAGAAAACGUCUGCUUCGUAACUGUAGCCUCCGGAGGAUUAACCAGACAUUUUUGACGCGUAUAUUUUGGCCCUAAAGACAGGCUUAUCUAUGUAGGGACCCAGCUUGAUGUUUUCGGUCAUUAACACUUUGCUGGAAAUGUUGUCAUUUCAGAUCAGGAAAGGGUUAAAGACAAGGCACUAGAAACACUCGAGGCAAGACGCAACAGCACCAACAACAGCACUUUGCGCUUUGUAGAUUAUGCAUCCUUCACGGAGCUCCCUUUCUACCUCACGGCCCAAUUCGUUAUGAACGGCGUGGUCAACCCGCUGAUUAUCGUCGCAGGCCUGCUGGGAAAUUCGUUGACCAUCGUCGUCAUGAGCAGAAUUACGUCCAAGUCGUCGUGCUACCAGGUGUACCUGAUGGCGCUAGCAGCAUCCGACUUGGCCGUGGUGUUGACCGAGAUCGGCUCCGAUUGGCUCUUCUUCCAGUUCGGAGUUCCCCUGGAUGCCGCCAACGUCGUGCUCUGCAAAACCAGAACGUGGAUGGUGUACAGCUUCGGGACGCUGUCCUCCUGGCUGUUGGUGGCCACGACGGUGCAGCGCUCCCUGGCCGUGCUGCGACCGCUGAACGUCAACGUCAUCUGCACGACCAGGCGAGCGCGUGGACUGGUGAUAUCCAUCGCUGUCGUCAUCUUCGCCAUGCACAGCAACCUGAUUCGCACCUUCGACAUCACCCAGCGGCAGGGCGCCUACGCCAACAAGACGUCUUGCGCGGUCAUCAACGAUGAUUUUUUAGCGGUUUGGAGCGUGGUCGACCUGCUCGUGUCCUCUCUGGUGCCAUUCGGUCUUCUGGGCGCUAGCAACGCCAUCUUGGUGUGGACGCUGGCCAGGUCCUUGCGGCACGCCCGGCGGCAGCUGAACGCCGCACAGCAAGCUCCGCGCGGCGGCAAGAGAGUGGAGAAGGUCUCCUCUUUGUCCAUGACCCUAGUCAUGCUGUCGCUGGUCUACUUCCUCCUGACAUCACCAGUCUGCGUGCAGGUGAUGCUGGAGAGCAACAGCGAGCCGCCGACUGAUAGGAUUUCUAUGGCCACUCACGUAGUUAUUCUGGACGUAUGGCGCUGUCUGUGGCGGGCCAGCUUCGCGGUGAAUUUUUACCUGUACCUGCUGACCGGCUCUAAGUUCGGAACGAGGCGUACAAUAUGAUUGUGGCCUGUUCUGGGAAAUGGAAAUGUAUUCAGUCUAGAGUGUCGCAGACUACUGGGACAUGCGCAGUAACUUCGAGUGCGUGCUAUGCUUAAAUAUGCACGCACGCACACACG